UGAGGGAGGGAUCGGCGACCUGUGGCUCCUUGACGGUCCGGAGAGAUAAGUGGCCGUCUCUCCACAGUGGCCGCUUCCCACCGUUAGUUCCAUCGCCACCCGUCAACCCGUGAGUUGAGCCCGCUAACCCGUGCGCCUCUCCCCCCUCCCCCCCUCCCUGGACCGGCAGCCGGUGAGCGGACGGACGGCAUGGACGAGGGUAGCCGGCUGAGGAGCGGCCCCACCGCGGGGACCGGCGGCAACGAUGACCACAGCCUGCGCAGCGGCGGCGGCAGCAACGGCGGCAAGAAGGAGGAGGCUGGCGUCACGCUGAAGAAGGAGAUCGGCUUGGUCAGUGCCUGCGGCAUCAUCGUGGGGAACAUCAUAGGCUCUGGCAUCUUCGUCUCCCCUAAAGGUGUGAUGGAGAACGCGGGCUCGGUGGGCCUGGCGUUGGUGGUGUGGAUCAUCACGGGUUUCAUCACGGCCAUUGGCGCGCUGUGCUACGCCGAGCUGGGCGUCACCAUCCCCAAGUCUGGCGGGGACUACUCCUACGUCAAGGACAUCUUCGGCGGCCUGGCUGGCUUCCUGCGCCUGUGGAUCGCUGUGCUAGUCAUCUACCCGACCAACCAGGCCGUCAUCGCCCUGACCUUCUCCAACUACGUGCUGCCCCCCUCUUCCCCACCCUGCUACGCCCCCCGAGCUGGGCUGCGUCUGCUGGCUGCCGUCUGUCUCCUGUUGCUAACCUGGGUGAACUGCUCCAGCGUGCGGUGGGCCACACGGGUCCAGGACAUCUUCACCGCUGGCAAGUUGCUGGCUCUCGGCCUCAUCAUCAUCAUGGGCUUCGUGCAGGUGUGCCGAGGUCACUACUACUGGCUGGAGCCCAAGAACGCCUUCCAGAUGUGGCAGAAGCCAGAGGUGGGGCUGGUGGCAUUGGCCUUCCUGCAGGGAUCCUUCGCCUACGGGGGAUGGAACUUCCUCAACUACGUCACCGAGGAGCUGGUCGACCCCUACAGGAACCUGCCGCGUGCGAUCUUCAUCUCCAUCCCGCUGGUCACCUUUGUCUACGUGUUUGCCAACAUCGCCUACGUGACGGCCAUGUCGCCCAGCGAGCUCCUGGCCAGCAACGCCGUCGCCGUGACGUUUGGAGAGAAGUUGCUGGGGGUGAUGUCGUGGAUAAUGCCCAUCUCCGUCGCCCUCUCCACCUUCGGAGGCGUCAAUGGAUCGCUCUUCACCUCCUCCAGGUUGUUCUUUGCUGGAGCUCGAGAGGGGCACCUGCCCAGACUACUGGCCAUGAUUCACAUCAAGCGUUUCACCCCCAUCCCCGCGCUGAUCUUCACCGGUGCGUCGACGCUGCUGAUGCUGGUGACCAGUGACAUCUACACCCUCAUUAACUACGUGGGCUUCAUCAACUACCUGUUCUACGGGGUGACCAUCGCUGGGCAGAUCGGGCUGCGCUGGAAGCAGCCCAACCUGCACCGGCCCAUCAAGGUGAACCUGGUUUUCCCGGUGGUCUACCUGUUGUUCUGGGCGUUCCUCAUCAUCUUCAGCCUGUGGUCGGAGCCGGUGGUCUGUGGGAUCGGCCUGGCCAUCAUGAUGACUGGCGUGCCCGUGUACUACCUGGCCAUCCACUGGCAGCACAAACCCCAGUGUUUCCACAACAUGAUCGGUGAGUGUACCCCCCGAACACAGGGACCCCCCAAACAUGGGGACCCCCCCCCAAACACAGGGACCCCCCCAAACAUGGGACCCCCCAACACAUAG
This is a messenger RNA of Leucoraja erinaceus (little skate), 1740 nucleotides long. Its product is annotated as large neutral amino acids transporter small subunit 2-like. NCBI's taxonomy places the organism in Eukaryota, Metazoa, Chordata, Chondrichthyes, Rajiformes, Rajidae. Gene Ontology annotation, biological process: neutral amino acid transport; amino acid transmembrane transport. Gene Ontology annotation, molecular function: L-amino acid transmembrane transporter activity; neutral L-amino acid transmembrane transporter activity. The record is from RefSeq and is a predicted model, not a curated record. Gene Ontology annotation, cellular component: membrane.